Molecule: messenger RNA, 748 nt
Organism: Laccaria bicolor S238N-H82
Lineage: Eukaryota; Fungi; Basidiomycota; Agaricomycetes; Agaricales; Hydnangiaceae
Exons: 4
Coding region: 47-715 (222 amino acids)
Molecular function (GO): protein binding
Source: RefSeq, a predicted model, not a curated record
CGCUCACCACGGAAAUCGUUAUAUUCUUCAAGUUUUCCGUAUUUCUAUGGACGCCCGUCUUCGUCGAGUAAACAAGGAGAUUGCUGAUUGCAAGAACGACAAGACCUCCAAUAUCAGGAUCGAACUCAUCGAUGAAUCGCCAUUUCAUCUAAAAGGGUCGUUCCCAGGUCCUGAUGGCACGCCAUACGAAGGCGGGCACUUUGAAGUUGACAUUGUGAUUCCCGAAUCGUACCCCUUCCAGCCUGUGAAGAUGAAAUUCAUAACCAAGGUGUAUCAUCCGAAUAUCUCGUCGGCCUCUGGAGCAAUUUGUCUCGACAUUCUUAAAGACGCCUGGUCGCCUGUCCUCACCUUGAAAUCUACCUUGAUAUCGCUCCAAAGCCUUCUCUGCUCACCGGAACCAAAUGAUCCACAGGACGCUGAAGUCGCAAAGCAUUACUCCACGAGCAAAUCUAGCUUCGAGGACACCGCGAUAUAUUGGACGCAAAUUUACGCAGGCGGGCCAGGCCCUAAGGAGAAGAAAGGAAAGGGCUCGAGUAGAUCGGAUGUAAGGGAUGAAGUGGCGAUUGCGGGGCUUGAGAAAGCACACGUUGACCAGUUUGAAGCUCUCGGUUUCCAGAGAAGCAAAGUUAUUGACGUUCUCCGACGGCUGAACUACCGUGGAGCUAACGUGGCUCAGAUUACAGAUGACAGGGUUGUAGAAGAACUGUUGAAAUGAUCAUCUUCGUUUUGAGAUUUCUUUUCUGCAGUC